Ascochyta rabiei is the source of this 939-nucleotide messenger RNA. RefSeq lists its product as uncharacterized. The transcript is spliced from 2 exons. The record is from RefSeq and is a predicted model, not a curated record. NCBI's taxonomy places the organism in Eukaryota, Fungi, Ascomycota, Dothideomycetes, Pleosporales, Didymellaceae. Gene Ontology annotation, molecular function: catalytic activity. The coding region runs from base 1 to 939 and encodes 312 amino acids.
AUGGGUUCGAUGGAAACGAGCAGCGGCACAAGCAACAUGACUGCGGUCCAGAAGUUGAGGGCGAUGUUGGCGGACCCGGAGAAAUUCAUCGCGUGCCCGGGCGUGUAUGAUGGCUUCAGUGCGCGGAUCGCGCUGCAGGAAGGCGUCGACUGUCUGUACAUGACUGGCGCCGGGACCACGAUGAGUAGAUUGGGUAUGGCAGACAUGGGUAUCGCGACCAUGAACGACAUGCACGCCAACGCCGAGAUGAUUGCCAACCUGGACCCUAGCGUACCUCUGAUCGCAGAUGCAGACACUGGCUACGGAGGACCCAUCAUGGCGGGCCGAACGGUGGCAAAGUACAUACGCGCUGGCGUAGCGGGCCUGCACCUCGAAGAUCAGGUCGUCAACAAGCGCUGCGGUCACCUGAACGGCAAGCAGUUGGUGGAUGUGUCCGAGUAUGCGUCCAGAAUCAAGGCGGCAGCUUUGGCUCGCGAGAAGCACGGCGACAUUGUCAUCAUUGCGCGGACCGACGCGCUGCAGGGACACGGCUACGACGAAGCCAUGCGGCGGCUUAAGGCGGCAGUCGCGGAAGGCGCAGAUGCAUGUUUCCUGGAGGGUGUUAGGUCUCGCGAGGAGGCUACACGAGCAUGCAAAGAGCUGGCGCCGACGCCGUGCCUGUUCAACAACGUCCCCGGCGGUGUCUCUCCCGACUUUGGCGUCAAGGAGUGCAGAGAGCUGGGCUACAAGCUGGCCAUUUUCCCCUGCCUCGCGUUUGAGAUGGUGUACCCUGCUGUGCGGAGGGCAGUGCAGCAGCUGAAGACGCUCGGCAACGUGGGGCCUGCAGAGGAAGGCGGCAGGCGAUAUGGGCCCAAGGAGCUGUUCCAGGUGUGCGGUCUGGACGAGCUGGUGGAGUUUGACCAGGCAGCGGGAGGCACCGCGUACGCGAGGGGCGCGUGA